AUGUCAUUCUUUGCAAAAGCCGYCGUGGCUGCUCUCGCAAUCCGCGAUGGUCCAUCCGAUGGUUUCACUUCAGGAAUUCCAGCCGCUGUUGCUCCGAUGGGCGCUGCACCUAUUGUUCCGUCAGCUGCAUAUGCUGGUACAGUUCCACCUGCUUCAAGCCCAGCUCUUACCGCUUUCGCAACACCCAUGGCUGGCAGCGCUGUCAACAUUUCACAGGGCUGGAAUACAAGGAGCCUACCGCCGUUCCUGACUGACAACCCGACACCUCACGGCUACCCGUGGGGGACUAUGACAGCAAACAAUACUAAUUAUUACGACGCGUGGCCUGAAACAGGGGUGACACGAUACUAUGAAUUUUCAGUCGCGAGAGGGGCAUGCAGUCCAGACGGCGUUGAGGUUGAGUGCAUUCUUGUUAACAACGAGUUUCCAGGUCCGAUCAUUGAAGCGAAUUGGGGAGACAUGAUUGAAGUGACAGUCACAAACAACCUCGACGAARGCACAUCCAUACACUUCCAUGGAUUUCUUCAGAAAGAUACGCAGUUCAUGGAUGGUGUACCUGGAGUGAGCCAGUGCCCCAUUGCUCCCCAAAAGACCUUCACGUACCGUACACGAGCGCAGUUGUACGGCAGUGCAUGGUACCACAGUCAUUUCGAAGAACAGUCUGCCAAUGGAUUCUACGGCCCGAUUGUAGUCUAUGGGCCAAAGAACGCAGAGUACGACGAGGAUCUUGGCCCGAUCCUUCUCGGAGACUGGGUGCACGCAUAUUACAAGGACCUCCUCGAUGAGCUCAUGGCUCCAUUCCCGAACGCGAAGAUUCCACCAAGCGACAAUGUGCUCAUCAACGGGCUGAAUCCUUACUACGGAGCAGCAGGCGCUGCAACUGCCAAGUUCAAUGUCCAGAGUGGAAAAAAAUACCGUCUGCGUCUGAUCAGUUCGGCAUGCUCCUCGACGCAGAAGUUUACUAUCGAUGGUCACAAUAUGACGAUCAUCGCCAAUGAUUUCGUCCCAGUCAAUCCCUAUAUAUCAGAUCACGUCACGCUGUCGGUUGGCCAGCGGACCGAUGUUGUCGUCGAGUUCAACGCUGACCCGACCACGUCGAUCUGGAUGCGGACUUUCAUUGCACCCUGCUCCGAGGCACAAGGACAGACUGAAGCCAAAGCAGCCAUAUUUUACGAGAAUGCAGACAUGGACGCCCUGCCUACGUCUUCUCCAGGACCCAGCGCCUACGACACAUUCUGUGGCAACGAUGAUCUGGCGCUGGCGACUCCAUUCUUCCCCAUCACUCCGCCAAUGCCUUCCCACGAAGAUGUCAUACCGAUCUCUGCUCAGUCCAACGGCACUCAUCUGCUGUGGUAUAUGCAGGGUCGGACCUUCCGCACCAACUACAACGAUCCCAUGCUGCUUGAAGCCAAACUGGGAAACACGGAUUUUCCUUUUAUCGCAAAUGUGCRCAAUUAUGGCAGGAACUCAUCGGUCCUUUUCGUUGUUGAGAACACAGGUUCCAUGCCUCAUCCGAUGCAUCUUCACGGCCACAAUAUGUUCAUCCUCGCCGAAGGACCCUGCACCGACAACAACUUCGUCUUCGGCCGAAGCGAUGGUCACGCAGAAGCGAGAAUCGAUGGUGGAGACCAGACGUACGGUAACUGCUGGGACGGCCAUAUCACCAACCCGGAGAACCCGCAGCGGAGAGACGUGCAAACAGUGAUGCCAGGGCAGUACAUUGUGGUCCAGUGGAUCCAGGACAAUCCGGGAGUCUGGCCAUUCCACUGUCACUUGACCUGGCACUCGGCCACUGGCUUUGUUUGGACCGUGCUGGAGCGGCCGGACGAUAUCAUGAACAUGCCAAUUCCCAGCACAGUGGCGCAGACAUGCCGUGACUGGUCCGAUUGGAGCGGAACCCACGUGGUCGACCAGAUUGACGAUGGCUUGUAG
Messenger RNA from Ramularia collo-cygni, 1932 nucleotides. RefSeq names its product related to laccase precursor. The record is from RefSeq and is a predicted model, not a curated record. Gene Ontology annotation, molecular function: oxidoreductase activity; copper ion binding. The coding region runs from base 1 to 1932 and encodes 643 amino acids. The transcript has 7 exons. Lineage: Eukaryota; Fungi; Ascomycota; Dothideomycetes; Mycosphaerellales; Mycosphaerellaceae.